This is a messenger RNA of Cricetulus griseus (Chinese hamster), 8558 nucleotides long. Lineage: Eukaryota; Metazoa; Chordata; Mammalia; Rodentia; Cricetidae. The record is from RefSeq and is a predicted model, not a curated record.
CCAGCGGGCUCGAGCUGUGACCAGCGGCGGCGCGCCCCGCUGGGCUCCCGGACACUUGCCCGGUUCCUGAGCGCUCCUGGGCAUCGGCUGUGCGGCUGACACUCCGAAGCCAGGACUCCCCACGCCUCUUGCGACGCGCGCGCGGACCAGGUCCCUGAGGGACACGGCACUUGGGGCCCGCCGCACGACUGGCUGGAGAUCUAAGGGAACAGAAAACAUUCAAACUGGAUUUUUAAAUCAUUGUACAUUAACAAUAAGCCACAAGUCGAAAAAUGCGAUCCUGAACAAAAUGCUUCAAGCGACUGAGGAAAGAAAGCUGACCUGCGGGUUUGAAACACUGGUCUAAAACGAACCCUUCUUGUAGGAAAUUACAACUGGAAAGUUUUGUUUGACUCUUUAUAUACCCAAAUAAAAGGAACUGUCAAUGUGUUUCUCACCACAACCAGGAUUAUGUGAGAUUAUCUGUUAUCUUGACAUGCUCACCAGGGAAGGGAACACUGGAGAGUAACUGAAGGACACCAGUCAAGAUGACUUCCGAAGAAAUGGCAGCUUCUGUCCUCAUCCCUGUGACUCAGAGGAAAGUGUCUUCGGCCCAGUCGCCAGUGGCAGAGAACAAGAGUGAAGAUGUCUUGGAUGCCCGUACUCCAAAGGCAUGUGCUGCCAGGCACAGUGAUCAGAUCCCUUGUACCAUCUCACAGUGGAACAAACCUGAGGCCGAGCCUUCUAGAAGUGAUUUGUCCCAGGUACUCCCAAUAGCAAGUGAGGAAGUAAUGAGUGAUGAGGACCACAAUGAAAAGGGCUGGGAGCAAAACCUGCCAAAUUCUGUGAACAACCACGCCAUUAACCACAACAGCUUAUUGCAAAGCCACCAGCGUGACCUUCCUCGGAGCCAGCUUUAUGUAGCCUGUGACUCUGUCAGAGGAGAGGACUUGUGUUUGCAAACUGGAAUUUCUUCUCCACUGGAAAGGAAGGUGUUCCCUGGAAUCCAACUGGAAAUGGAUGAUCCUCCUAUGGAUGUAAGACCUUUGGGAAAUGAGCCUGGCAUCCCAGGGACCAGCGGACCUCACCCUGACAGCAACAUGGCAGUAUUUCAUUUCCGUUAUGAAGCUGCCAGAAGCAUGUCAGACACUUUCCAUACCCUGUCAGAAAAAUUAAUUUUGGAUGACUGUGCAAACUGUGUGACUCUUCCCAGGGGGCAGCAGAAGAAAAAUUGCAUGGCGCAUACUUGUAAACUAUUGGAACUGACCAAAAACUGUGGCAGUAAGAACGGGCAACUGCAGUGUGAUCAUUGCAGCUCGAUGCAUGACAAAUACCUGUGCUUUGAAAGCUCCUGCCAGCAGGCUGAUGAUGUGGUCUGCUCAAGUGGUGGCUUUUGCAGGGAGAGCUUUGCUCACAGUCCACCUGCCAAGACUUUUCUUAGCCCUUUGGAGGACUUCUCUGACAACUGUGAAGACGGAGACGAGUUUUCUAAAAGCAAAAAGGAACGGUCCACUUUGCUAGUCAGAAGGUUUUGUAAAAAUGACAGGGAAGUGAAGAAGUCUGUGUAUACUGGGACUAGAGCAAUCAUGAGAACCCUGCCUUCUGGCCAUAUUGGGCCAGCUGCUUGGAACCAUGUUGAUCAGAGGAGAGCAAGGCUCUUGGGACCUUGUGGGGAUGUAAUAGAACCUCUGUCAACAAUGGAUGCAAGGCCACGUGGUAGCCAUCAUCUGUCUGAAGCCCAGUGGUGUCUGAUCUACAGUGCAGUGAGAAGAGGAGAAGAAACAGAAGAUACGGUUGGAUCUCUUCUCCAUUGCUCCAGACAGCUCCCAACCUCCGAGACAGCCUGUGGAAGGAUUAGAGCCGGUCCAUGCUUAGAGCAAUGUGUACGAGACACCGAAUGUGAGUACCGGGCCACCCUCCAAAGGACAUCCAUAGCUCAGUACAUCACUGGUUCUCUCCUGGAGGCAACCACCUCUUUAGGAGCAAGAAGCAGCCUUCUCAGUACCUUCGGAGGAUCCACUGGACGAAUAAUGCUGAAAGAACGCCAACUGGGCACCUCUAUGGCCAAUUCCAAUACUGUUCCUUCAAGUUCAGCUGGGAUCAGCAAGGAGCUGAUUGAUCUCCAGCCCCUCAUUCAGUUCCCAGAGGAAGUGGCCAGCAUCCUGACAGAGCAGGAGCAGAACAUUUACCGGAGGGUCCUGCCCAUGGACUACCUUUGUUUCUUAACCCGGGACUUGAGUUCCCCUGAAUGCCAGAGUUCCCUGCCCCAUCUCAAAGCGUCCAUCUCAGCAUCAAUCCUCACUUCUCAGAAUGGAGAGCACAAUGCCCUUGAAGACCUUGUGAUGAGAUUUAAUGAGGUGAGCUCCUGGGUGACAUGGCUGAUCCUCACAGCAGGCUCCAUGGAGGAAAAGCGAGAAGUCUUUUCAUAUUUGGUGCAUGUGGCCAAAUGCUGCUGGAACAUGGGUAACUACAACGCUGUCAUGGAGUUCCUGGCUGGCCUCAGGUCAAGGAAAGUCCUAAAGAUGUGGCAGUUCAUGGAUCAGUCUGACAUUGAGACCAUGCGGAGCCUGAAGGAUGCCAUGGCUCAGCACGAGUCCUCCCUGGAAUACAAGAAGGUGGUGACUCGGGCCCUGCAUAUCCCUGGCUGCAAGGUGGUUCCCUUCUGUGGCGUGUUCCUGAAGGAGCUCUGUGAGGUGCUUGAUGGUGCCUCUGGCCUGCUGAAGCUCUGCCCACGGUACAGCUCCCAAGAAGCAGCUCUGGAGUUUGUGGCUGAUUACAGUGGACAAGAUAAUUUCUUACAACGAGUGGGACAGAAUGGCUUGAAGAACACAGAGAAGGAGUCCACGGUCAACAGCAUCUUUCAGAUCAUCCGGAGCUGCAGUCGAAGCUUGGAGAUGGAGGAGGAGGACAGCUCCAGUGAAGGGACAGGCUCCAGGAAAAACUCCUUGAAGGAUAAAACCCGAUGGCAGUUUAUAAUUGGAGAUCUGCUGGAUUCCGAAAAUGACAUCUUUGAGAAGUCCAAAGAAUGUGACCUUCAUGGAUCAGAGGAGUCGCAGAAGGCCUUUGACCACGGGACAGAGCUCAUCCCAUGGUACGUGCUGUCCAUCCAAGCCGACGUGCACCAGUUCCUCCUGCAGGGGGCCACAGUCGUCCACUAUGACCAGGACACGCAUCUCUCUGCCCGUUGCUUCCUCCAGUUGCAGCCUGACAAUAGCACCCUGACCUGGAUAAAGCCCCCCACCGCCUCCCCAGCUGCUGCCAGACCCAAGCUUGGUAUGCUUAGUAAUAUGUCUGAACCCGGCAAGUUCCCAUCACUGGGCAGUGCUGGGCUGAGUGGCCUGGCCGAGGGUAUCCUGGAUCUGUUUUCGGUGAAGGCUGUGUACAUGGGACACCCAGGCAUUGAUAUACACACUGUGUGUGUGCAGAACAAACUGAGUAGCCUGCUUCUCUCCGAGACUGGGGUAACACUGCUCUAUGGACUUCAGACCACAGACAAUAGACUCUUGCACUUUGUGGCACCAAAGCACACAGCUAAAAUGAUUUUCAGUGGAUUGCUGGAACUCACGACAGCUGUGAGAAAGAUAAGGAAGUUCCCUGACCAAAGACAGCAGUGGCUUCGGAAACAGUAUGUCAGCCUCUAUCAGGAGGAUGGUCGGUAUGAAGGCCCAACCUUGGCUCAUGCUGUGGAAUUGUUUGGUGGCAGACGAUGGAGUGCUAGAAACCCCAGCCCUGGAAUGUCAGCAAAGAAUGCUGAGAAGCCCGGCAUGCAGAGAAACAACACCCUGGGCAUAAGCACCACCAAGAAAAAGAAGAAAAUGCUCAUGAGGGGAGAGAGUGGAGAGGCAACUGACGAUGAAAUGGUGACCCGAAAAGCCAAAAUGUACAGAGAGUGUCGAAGCCGGAGCGGUUCUGAUCCUCAGGACAUUAACGAACAAGAGGAGUCGGAAGCCAGUGUCAUCACCAACCCUCCCAACCCCCUCCAUUCCAGAAGAGCUCACUCUUUGACCACGGCUGGGUCCCCCAACUUGGCUACCGGGAUGUCAUCUCCCAUCAGGCCAGUCUCCUCCCCUGUGCUGUCUUCUUCAAACAAGAGUCCCUCCAGUGCCUGGAGCAGCAGCAGCUGGCAUGGGCGGAUCAAAGGAGGGAUGAAGGGCUUCCAGAGCUUCAUGGUUUCAGACAGUAACAUGAGUUUCAUUGAAUUUGUCGAGCUGUUCAAAUCAUUCAGCGUAAGGAGCCGCAAGGACCUGAAGGACAUCUUUGACAUAUACUCUGUGCCCUGCAAUCGGUCUGCCUCUGAGUCAGCCCCCCUGUACACCAACCUGACCAUUGAAGAAAACACCAGUGACCUUCAGCCUGACCUAGAUUUGCUGACCAGAAACGUCUCAGACUUGGGGCUGUUCAUUAAGAGUAAACAGCAGCUUUCUGACAACCAGAGGCAGAUAUCUGAUGCUAUUGCUGCAGCCAGUAUUGUGACUAAUGGCACUGGAAUUGAGAGCACAUCCCUGGGCAUAUUCGGGGUUGGUAUACUCCAGCUCAAUGACUUCCUGGUGAAUUGCCAAGGAGAACACUGCACGUAUGAUGAAAUUCUCAGCAUCAUCCAGAAAUUCGAGCCUAGCGUCAGUAUGUGUCAUCAGGGCCUAAUGUCGUUUGAAGGGUUUGCAAGGUUUCUGAUGGAUAAAGAUAAUUUCGCCUCAAAAAAUGAUGAGUCGCAAGAGAACAAGAAGGAACUGCAGCUCCCCCUCUCCUACUACUACAUUGAGUCUUCACACAAUACCUACCUCACAGGCCAUCAGCUCAAGGGAGAGUCCUCCGUGGAGCUGUACAGCCAGGUCCUCUUGCAAGGAUGCAGGAGCAUAGAGCUGGACUGCUGGGAUGGAGAUGAUGGCAUGCCCAUUAUUUAUCAUGGACAUACACUGACGACCAAGAUCCCCUUCAAGGAAGUAGUGGAAGCAAUUGAUCGAAGUGCCUUCAUCACCUCUGACCUGCCAAUCAUCAUAUCCAUUGAGAACCACUGUUCAUUGCCUCAGCAACGAAAAAUGGCAGAGAUUUUCAAGAGCGUGUUUGGAGAAAAGCUGGUGGCUAAAUUCUUAUUCGAGACCGAUUUCUCAGAUGACCCAAUGCUUCCCUCACCUGACCAACUCAGGAAGAAAGUGCUUCUUAAAAACAAGAAGCUAAAGGCCCAUCAGACGCCAGUCGACAUCCUGAAACAAAAGGCUCAUCAGUUAGCAUCCAUGCAAGCACAGGCUUUCACUGGUGGGAGUGCCAACCCCCCACCUGCCAGUAACGAGGAAGAGGAAGAUGAAGAGGAUGAAUAUGAUUAUGAUUAUGAAUCCCUUUCGGAUGACAAUAUCCUGGAAGACAAACCUGAAAACAAAUCAUGUGCUGAUAAGCUUCAGUUUGAGUACAAUGAAGAAAUCCCCAAGAGGAUCAAGAAAGCGGAUAGCUCUUCUUGCAAUAAGGGAAAGGUGUAUGACAUGGAACUGGGGGAGGAGUUUUACCUCCCUCAGAACAAAAAGGAAAGCAGACAGAUUGCACCAGAGCUCUCUGACCUCAUCAUCUACUGCCAGGCAGUAAAAUUUCCAGGCCUGUCAACUCUAAAUUCAUCUGGCUCUAGCAGAGGGAAAGAAAGGAAAAGCAGGAAGUCCAUUUUUGGCAACAAUCCUGGCAGAAUGAGCCCAGGGGAGACAGCAUCCUUCAACAGAACAUCUGGAAAAAGUUCUUAUGAAGGAAUUCGGCAAACCUGGGAGGAAUCGUGUUCUCCACUCAGCCCAAGCACAUCCCUCAGCGCUAUCAUUAGAACUCCCAAAUGCUACCAUAUCUCCUCACUGAAUGAAAACGCCGCCAAACGUCUGUGUCGCAGGUAUUCUCAGAAACUGAUCCAGCACACCGCUUGUCAGCUACUGAGGACCUACCCGGCAGCGACCCGAAUCGACUCAUCCAAUCCCAACCCCCUCAUGUUCUGGCUCCAUGGGAUACAGCUUGUAGCCCUCAACUACCAGACGGAUGAUCUUCCUUUACAUUUAAAUGCUGCAAUGUUUGAGGCAAAUGGUGGCUGUGGUUAUGUUUUGAAGCCCCCUGUCCUGUGGGAUAAAAGCUGUCCCAUGUACCAGAAGUUUUCUCCACUGGAAAGAGACCUAGACAACAUGGACCCUGCCAUCUAUUCUUUAACUAUCAUCUCUGGCCAAAAUGUGUGCCCCAGUAACAGCACCGGAAGUCCGUGCAUUGAGGUUGAUGUCUUGGGCAUGCCCCUGGACAGCUGCCAUUUCCGCACAAAGCCCAUCCAUCGAAACACUCUGAACCCCAUGUGGAAUGAGCAGUUUCUCUUCCGGGUUCACUUUGAAGAUCUAGUAUUUCUUCGUUUUGCAGUUGUGGAAAACAACAGUUCGGCAAUAAUGGCUCAGAGAAUCAUUCCACUCAAAGCUUUAAAACGAGGUUAUCGACAUCUUCAGCUGCGGAACCUCCACAAUGAAAUAUUGGAAAUCUCUAGCCUAUUCAUAAAUAGCAGAAGGAUGGAAGAAAAUCCCUCUGGCAGUACGAUGCCAGCCUCUUUGAUGUUUAAUACUGAAGAGAGGAAGUGUUCUCAGACUCACAGAGUCACGGUGCAUGGUGUUCCAGGUCCAGAGCCCUUUGCUGUCUUCACUAUAAAUGGAGGCACCAAGGCAAAGCAGCUUCUCCAACAGAUUCUGGUGAUUGACCAAGACACCAAACUUAGUGCCACAGACUACUUUCUGAUGGAAGAGAAGUAUUUUAUAUCUAAGGAAAAGAAUGAGUGCAAGAAACCACCAUUCCAGCGAGCUGUGGGUCCUGAAGAAGAUAUUGUACAGAUUUUAAACAGCUGGUUUCCAGAAGAAGGCUAUGUAGGCAGGAUUGUCUUAAAGCCCCAGAAGGAAACCCUAGAAGAGAAAAGCAUUGUCCAAGAUGACAAAGAGGUGAUCUUGAGCUCGGAGGAGGAGAGUUUCUUUGUCCAAGUUCAUGAUGUCUCUCCAGAGCAACCCCGAACUGUCAUCAAAGCCCCCCGGGUCAGCACUGCACAGGAUGUCAUUCAGCAGACCUUAUGCAAAGCCAAAUAUUCCUACAGCAUCCUGAACAACCCCAACCCAGGUGACUAUGUGCUCUUGGAAGAGGUGAUGAAAGACGCACCCAAUAAGAAGUCUUCUACUCCAAAGUCCUCACAGAGGAUCCUUUUGGACCAAGAGUGUGUAUUUCAAGCCCAAAGCAAGUGGAAAGGUGCAGGGAAAUUCAUCCUGAAGCUAAAGGAGCAGGUUCAGGCAUCACGAGAAGAUAAAAGGAGGGGCAUCUCCUUUGCAAGUGAACUCAAGAAACUCACUAAGUCCACUAAGCAGCCCCGAGGACUCACAUCACCUCCUCAGCUUGUGGCCUCAGAAGGUGUUCAAAUCAAGGAGGAGAAGCCUGUGGGUGCCUUGACCUCCAGUGACACAGCAGCUUACCAGCAGUGACUGAGGCAGCAUGUUUGACCCAGCUAUAUAGUAAGGUGAAGAUCCUUGGCGAGAUGCUCUGACCUCGGUGAGAUGCUCUGAAGAAUGAGCGUGGUAGAAAGAAAUGUACUUUACUUCCAUCACAUUUAAACUGGAAACUGGUGAUUUCUGAACUCCUGCUCUCUUCACAUCUGACGUGAGGCACAUGCAGAGGAGGACAAGCAAAAUGGCACACAUAGGACUGCCAACCAACUUCCUGAGGAAUGAAGCAGGGACACCCAGGGCAUCGCACAAUGUUACAGGUGGAAAAGCCAGGCCUUAAGCUUAAGGCAACAAGCUUCAUCUGCAAAGGGCCAGGCAGUACAGGCUGUACAGUCGGGCCGUAUGGCUUCUGUUGGCAUGGCUCAGCUCUGCCACUGGAGUGCAAAUGCAGCUGCCAAAAUAGGUACAAGAAUGAACAUGACUGAACAAUAAAAUCUUAUUUAUGGACACGUAAAUUGGAAUUUCAUAUCAUUUUCACAUAUCAUAAACCUUUCAAGUGUUCCAACCACUUAAAAUUGUAAAAUCUAUUCUUAGUUUCAGGGUCAUACAAAAACACAUGAAUUUGACCCAAAGACCAGCUUGCUGACUCAACUUGGAGAACUGGGAACCAGAGGCACAGAGGUUGGAAAACCUUGAAAACUGGUCAUAGGUUGAAUGAGAAGUGGAAGUCUGGGGGCUUUGGAAAUGUAAAUAUGUCCUGUAAGGUCUGUUAACAGUUACUCAAAUUAGUUCCUAUAUGUGUACCAUGGUGCACUUACUUUAGGAUGCCUUUUUGCAAACAGAAAUGUUCUUUUUUUUCAAAAGCUAUUAUUCAUAUGCCCACAGAUCGUUCCAAUUUCAGUUCUCACAAAAUGAAUUUAGAAUGAUGUACAAAUUAGUAUCUACUGAGUUGUGAUGUCUUAAUAAGAAGCCUCAUCAUUUUUUAAAAGCAAAAGCAGACUGAGUUGAUGUUUAAGGUAGAUUUAUUUAUUUUGCAAUGUUGGUACUGACACUGUACUUGUGUAUUUAUUAGACAUAGCUUUCUUGAUAUUGCUAUGGGUUACAAGCAUUAGUGGUUCAAUCUAUUUCAAGACAUCCUAAAAAUAAAACAUUUGAACAUGA